Biomphalaria glabrata is the source of this 5084-nucleotide messenger RNA. RefSeq lists its product as uncharacterized. Gene Ontology annotation, cellular component: nucleus; cytoplasm. Gene Ontology annotation, biological process: positive regulation of protein ubiquitination; regulation of cell cycle; negative regulation of apoptotic process. Gene Ontology annotation, molecular function: ubiquitin protein ligase activity; cysteine-type endopeptidase inhibitor activity involved in apoptotic process. The record is from RefSeq and is a predicted model, not a curated record. NCBI's taxonomy places the organism in Eukaryota, Metazoa, Mollusca, Gastropoda, Planorbidae. The coding region runs from base 329 to 3385 and encodes 1018 amino acids. The transcript is spliced from 12 exons.
ACUUGUGUACAAUCCACUGCAAUAACCACCUCUUGAUCAGAAAAAAAGCAGAUUUUCAAUAUAUGUCAGUGUACAUUUAAAAAACGUCCUGUUUUAGACUCGUAAAUAUUGGCCUGGCUCAAAUACAGCCCAAAGCCUUACUCAAUCACCGCUUAAGACCUUACACCCUGGAACUUGGGCCAAGAUUUUUUUCGGGGGGUUGUGGAUUACACAUGAUCAUGGGAGAGAAUCGAUUUGAAAAUAUGUUUCACUAAACAGUUUAACUCUUAUUAGAAUGUCUUUAGAUUCCGUGUAUAGGUAAUGCUGGGCGUCUCCUGGUCUCAACGCUAUGGCUUUUUUUCUUCAUUUGAUUAUAUUUUGUCUGGUUCUUUUUCUAAUUCUUUCUGCUCCAACGAAUCAGGAGAAAGCCCAAAAUGAAAAUUAUCAGAACGUUUUGGAUGUCAACAAAUUCGGAAAUGGUUCAAAAGAGAAACUAAGCCAUAGCAUGAUCAACAACCUCACAAUGUGUGAACGUAACAUUAGUUUCAACCAAACAUUGAAUGAACGAUGCAUAUGUGUAAGCCAAGAAUUGUGUUUGACAUUGAAUCCUGUAACAAAUGACAGUCUAAAUGAGAAUUUUUUUAAAGCUGUAAGUUUUCUUGAAGACUUAGAAAAAAAUUUAAUUUCAUUAGUGACAAUGAAAACUGUACAAAGCAAUGAUGAAACAGACCUGUCGCAUAACAAGAGAGUCAGUGGAAGAUUCAAAGUUUUUUGCCAAAACAGUGGAGCAAUAAAUCUAAAGACUCGAAGAACAGUUUGUCAUUCUCCGUUGCCUACAAGAGGUUUUACAAUCGAGCGUUUUCAUGAUAGAAACAGUCUUAGAUCAAACAUAACCUAUGAAUAUAGUUACCAUGAUAAAACGACCCAAACUGUAGUCAAGGCCGUAUUGUAUUUACUUACAAUUUUGAUGAUUAGUAGACGAAUUAGUUUUAAAGUUAAACUUUCUGAAAACAAAAAUCCAAGUCUAAUUUCUUUCACUUCUCACGAUAAGUUUGUAGAUCUAGAUAUUUAUUCAAUGCUCAAGUCUUACACAGACAAGAAGAUAGACAUUUCUAGCAUAUUCAAAGACUCAGAUGCAUCAUUGUUUGCUUUGAAAACUCGCGCUUUUUCCUAUUUAAGAAAUUGUUUUGCCUACCCAGUAUUUAACAUGGCUAGAUUAGCUUCAUACCGCCACAUCGCUUCAGCCCAAAGCCCCGUUUCAUUUGUUGAGCUGUCAGAAGCAGGAUUUCGAUACUCUGGACAAGAGAGUAUUGUCUGUGAGAGUUGUCUCAAGUCCAACCCUCUAAUGUCCGUUGUUAGCAGUCCUUCUAACGCUGUGUAUCAUAGUCAGGGAUGCGUCAGAAUUAAAAGUGCAACAUCCACUGAAGAGUCACCUGAUAGAGGUGCCUCAUGUAUAGAUUCAACGGCAACAAACCAGCAAGAAACUGUUUCGUCCUUUACAUCAAGUAUUGGAGAGUUAUUACCAACAGUUCUGGCCUACUUCCAAGAGCUUGCAAAUGAAGUACAAGAAUAUAGUUUCAAUGUUCCUAGAUCGAUUAACACUGAUCUAUUUAGAAAUCAGUUUUCAAGAAAUGCUUGUAACAGAAAUAGUGCAGCCCAUGCUAAAUACUUUCCACUAGAGUCAUUAAACAUUCAAAGUCUGCCCCGAGAAAACCAAGAUGAAUUGGUCUUUCAAUUAGUAAAAAUCCUGGCCAAACUUACAGUGAAAAUAGAAUGCACAGAGAACAACACUUGUGGCAGUGGCUAUAUAGUGAACUAUGCCUGUAAAGAAUUGUCCACAAACGAACUCCAAGCUGUACCAUCGUUGAACGGGAAGCUUGGAGACUUGGUACAUCAACAAAAGUUGGGAGUUAUUUAUGUCCAGACCACAAGUCAUGUGGUAUUAGAUGGUCAGGGUGUGGUCAGGGAUACAGAAGUAACCCUGUCUCUUGAUAAUAAUAUUUACAAGAAUGUUAAGCUAAGUGGGAAAAGUGUAUUGUUCCACAGCAAAAAGGGGAUAUUCCAAUCUAUUUUAAUUUGUCUGACACCAGAUUUGAAUAUUAUUAGGACAUUAGAUAAAUUGCAGAAUGAUUUAAUAGAUCAUGUUAAAAGAAUACCGAAUAGUCUGAAAGAAUCAAUGUCGCAAUCGGUUUAUGUGAUUAGCCAUCCUCACGGGGAAGAAAAAAUGUUGUCUUUUGGGAAAGCACUACCCAGAAAUUACAUUAUUUUUAGCGACAAUGAGAGAGGAGAUUGUUUGGUAGAACUGAAAGAUCCGCUGAAAACAUCUGACUUAGAUGAAAACAAACGCACCGCUCUGGUGUAUGACUCCCUAACGUGUAACGGAUCAUCUGGAGCUUUGGUCAUAACAUUUAAGCGGUCAUCCGACAGCUCAGAUUGGCGUUUGGACAUCUGGACACACAAUGCCAUCAACGAUUUAGAUGAAAUGGGUGUAGCUGCUCCAAGAGAAUAUCUUCUUGUGAGUGGAAGAUCGAUAACCAGAAGUCAAGAUGGAGCUUCUAAUCUGCCUGCUCCAAAUGUUCUAUCGUCUGCUGGAGUACCUCCACCACAAUCAUUGAAUGGUGAUUUCCCUUUGUAUCCAAUGUAUUCCAGAUUACAGAAGAGACGUGAGAGCUUGCAAAGUUGGAUGUUUUCAAAUAUUUUAGAUCCCAACAUGUUGGCACAGAUAGGAUUUUUCUAUGCAGGAUAUGGGGAUUGUGUGCGUUGCUUUCAGUGUGGAUUAGGUUUGAGAUCAUGGAAGCUGGGAGAUGAUGUAUUAGUGGAGCAUACUAAAUUCAGACCAUCAUGUUCUUUGCUUCAGUCCAUUUUAGCACGGAGAAAUAGCAACUCUACCAAUGAAGAUCAGUCACCUGCACAGACUGCAGCACCAUUGAAUGACAGCAAUGGUUUGGACACUCCGAAGUUUCAAAUGCUACUUGCACCUAGGUCUACUCAGAAUACAGCAGUAAACACAGAACAACCAAGUUCAACACAGAGUAAUGCCAUCGGACAGAGCAGCCUGCCAGAAGAUAAUACACAAGACGUUAUACCAGCUGCUUUCACUAGUGAAGGAAAUUUAACCAAUGUGUCAUCUAAUGACCACUAUGAGGGACAAGGAUUAGAAACUCCAACAACAUUAUCCCAAGGAAAUCAUACAAGUGCUAAACAAGUGACUGUAUCACUGUUAAAGAAAGAAAAUCAAAUGCUUCAUAAGCUCCUCUCCUGUAGGAUGUGCAAGCAAGCCCCCAUCAAAGAAUUGUUUCUGCCCUGUGGUCACCUGUAUGCCUGUAGUGAAUGCAGUCAAAAGUUACGUGAAUGCCCAGCAUGUCAGAAAAGAAUAUUAGGCACCGCCACUACAUUUUUUGCUUAGUAAUUUAUUAUGUAUUACAUAUUUUAAAUUCCAAUUGUAUUUCUAUUUCAUAGAUGCAUGUUAAUGAUAUUUAUAUUUAUGGUAUUUAAUUAGAUGUUUAUUCAUCAAAUAAAUAAUACAUAUUUCUGGCAAAUGCCUGAAAAAGUAUUCUUUUUUCAUAUACUAAUAAUUAUUAAUAAGCUAUUAUAUGACUGUGUCUAAGUGUCGUACCUAGUAUGUAUCCUGUUUUUUUCCUUUUAUUCAUAGUUAUUAUUUUUAUUAUUAUUAUUAUUGUUAUUAAUUGAUAAUUAUUUCAUUGUUUUACUAUUGAUAUUUCUUUUUAAGCACUUGAGCUUCUAGAAUAAAAUGAAUUGUUUCAAUCAUGAUUUCAUGUGCCAGACAUGCAUUUGGUUUGGGUCUUUGCAUAUUGCUGAGACAUUCUUAGUGAACUUAAUUAAUACAUGUCUACAUGUUCUACAUACACAUUUGUUAUUGGACAAAGAAAUGAGUAACAAAAUGAGUAACAUAAUAAUAAAAGUAUUAUAAUGAUUUCAGACAUUUGAUAUUUACAUCACUUAAAAAUGAAAUGAAAAAAUAAUAAUUUUUUUGAAAAAUGAUGUCUACUGUAGAUUUUAAGUAAACAAAAACAUAAACACAAGCAUGCCAGAUAGUCUGAAAAUCAAUGAAAUAACAAUUCUUACACCGUAAACAAAAUUACACAAUAUUCUUAAACAGUAACAGAGGUUAAUGUCAUGUUAGUUUUAUUUUUAUAUACAAAACAAAAAGUGACUUAAUGCUAGACUUAAAAAUGAGUUUUUUGAUGUUUCUUUCUCAUCAUUGUACACUUUUCACAGUACCACUGGAUUUAUAUGGAAACAAUUUUUAUAGUGCUCUAUCUAUGUCCCAUUUAGGAAUAGAAACAAAUAUUUACCAUAGGAUGAAUAUCAUCAGGGUAAAAAUAUACACACUACCUGGAAAUCAUCAGAGGCUAUUUCUUAUUUAUAAAAGUAAUCAAAUAAAUACAUACAAAUGCAUUACUGAUUUUAAGAUGUACCUGUACUCAGUCCAAAGAUCUCCAGAUGAGGGCACACUUUUCCAGAGUAACCAAUAACAAAGGACCAGUCAAUAACAAGAAAAGUGUGAAUGCUUCCCACAGUAUAGAGAGGCAAGUUCCAGUGGUCAAGCUGGUAUCUCCUGAAAGUGGUUAUUACACAGUCUACGUGGCCUCAUAUACCAUUUUUAAAGGAAAUUACUCCUGCCGUCACAAUACCAGAAAUAGCUAACUCCUUUUGGAAAUGUUAAUCUUAUUGCCAUUAAGUGGAAAGAAGCAAGUGGUCUAUCUGAGCUCCAUGGGGUGGUUCAAACCCUAGAUCCUUAGGUUAUACCUUUUGAGUGACAAACAUUGUAAGCACAACGAGAUGAGAAAACUGAAAGCUCCAAUUAUUUUAGUUGCCAGACUCUGAACCUCUAAGGAAAUGCAAAAACGAUAUACCCUGCACAUAUGUUUGUGUUUAAAACUUUGAAAUAUUUGUCACAAUGCUAAAUAAAACAAAACAGUCAUUAAUGUUGAAACUUCACUUAUAAAAUAUUUAUACUAUCUUUGAUAUUACUAUUAGUUUUAGCAACAUGCAAAUAGAAUUUAAGGCUUUUAAAAUAUAGUGUCGUCAUGUUAGUAGCAUGACUGAGUAUUUUUGAACCAAUAAAUUUGUGUUGGAAUUUU